UUCGUUAAUAAUCAGCAGCCGGCUUGUUGUUGUGUUAGUUUUAGGCCUAGAAGCUAAACUUGUUGUUGUGUUAGUUUCAGGCCUAGAAGCUAGACUUGUUGUUGUGUUAGUUUUAGGCCUAGAAGCUAGACGUGCUAUUAGCAACAGCAGCUAGCUACAUGAGCAUGGAUGGAUGGGGCUAACAGGUGCAUUCGUGUGCUACCUUAUUAUUUGGCUGUGUGACAAUGGCAGACCAGAGCAGUCCCACAGCAUAAGUACAGUAAUAACUGUCAAACUGUCAUGCAACAUGAAUCUGUCCGAGAUCUAUGACAACGCCAAAAAGGGUCGCGAGUACGCUUUGCUGGGCAACUACGACUCCUCCACGGUCUACUACCAGGGCGUCCUCCAGCAGAUCCACAAGCACUGCCAGACCCUCAGAGACCCGGCACUCAAAGUCAGAUGGCAGCAGGUGAGACAGGAGCUGACCGAAGAGUGGGAGCAGAUUACAAGUAUCAUGGGACUACUUGAAGCCUUCAAGUCAGAGAAGCCGGUGACAGUACAGGUCCCUCAGUCCGGAGGGAGUGGUGCCGAGGAGCCUGCAGCAUGGCCGCCGCCCACGCCGGCGGAGCACAGGAAUCCCGUUGUCGGGAAGCGUCCCAGCAGCGGAGUGAAGCAGCAGAAGAAAGAGUCACCUGCUCUGCAUCACAGAGGGGACAGUCAGGAAAGUCGUGGCCAGGCUAAGUGGAAAGGAGACAGGCCGGGAGUCCGAGAUACUCGCAGCACAAAAUCUAAUGAUGAGUGGAAGAAAGGGGAAAAAGACCAGAAAAAGUUUGAUGGCGGUGGACAUGAGAACGAACUGGUGGAGUCACUGGAGCGAGACAUCGUGUCUCGCAACUUGAAUGUACACUGGAACGACAUAGCUGAUCUGGAGGACGCCAAGAAGUUGCUGAGAGAAGCUGUGGUGCUGCCCAUGUGGAUGCCCGACUUCUUCAAGGGUAUUCGACGGCCCUGGAAGGGCGUGUUAAUGGUGGGCCCGCCAGGUACAGGAAAGACCAUGUUAGCUAAAGCCGUGGCGACGGAAUGUGGGACGACGUUCUUCAACAUGUCCUCGUCCACGCUCACUUCCAAAUACCGCGGCGAGUCGGAGAAACUUGUGCGCCUGCUCUUUGAAAUGGCCCGCUUCUACGCGCCCACCACCAUCUUCAUCGAUGAGAUCGACUCCAUCUGUAGUCGGAGAGGAACGUCGAAUGAACACGAAGCGAGCCGCAGGGUGAAAUCGGAGCUUUUGAUUCAAAUGGAUGGUGUGGGCGGCGCCCAGGACAACGACGACCCUUCCAAGAUGGUGAUGGUGCUCGCCGCCACAAACUUCCCCUGGGACAUCGACGAGGCGCUGCGGCGGCGCCUGGAGAAGCGGAUCUACAUCCCUCUGCCUACAGCUGUGGGUCGCACGGAGCUUUUGAAGAUCAACUUGCGGGAGGUGGACUUGGCCGCCGAUGUCGACCUUGAUCACAUAGCGAAGAAGACAGAAGGCUACUCCGGGGCGGACAUCACCAACGUCUGCAGGGACGCAUCAAUGAUGGCCAUGCGUCGGCGCAUCCAAGGCCUGAGCCCCGAGGAGAUCCGAGCGCUGUCCAAAGAAGAGCUGCUGAUGCCCGUGAAGAUGGAGGACUUCAGCCUGACACUAAAAAAGAUCUCCAAAUCCGUCUCCGCGGCAGACCUGGAAAGAUACAAAGCUUGGAUGUCGGAAUUUGGGUCGGGAUAGAGAAAGGAAAGAACUUAAAUCCCAGGUGCGCCUGAAUCUUCAUCCUAGCUGCUAAUCCUGAUUCCUCAUAUGGCCGAGUGAAUGAAUACAGAACCAGUGUUUACAUCUCAACCCAUUUAUUUAAAAAAAUAAUAAUUGAAUGUUGGUGUUAUACUGUGUAACAUAACACUUAUUUAUCCUGUGUCCACGAAGGAUGGUCAUUUUCUUGACGGACGAUGGAUGUUACGUAGCAGUUGAGAGUGAAUCAGCAGCGCCUCUGCUGGUUGCACUCUAUAUUUGAACUCAAUCGCUUCCAGACACAAUGGAUCAAUAAUCAAUUCCACGCAAUCAACAAAUUCUUAAACAACAUUACGACCAUGGCGAAUGUCCACUGUGUGCUGAUAUAAGAGUGUCUGUUGUUUACGGUUUUUUUCUAGAUAUCUGAAGAGACAUAAUAAAUUAAUACAAUCAUACAUUUUAUACAGUAAA
This is a messenger RNA of Nerophis lumbriciformis (worm pipefish), 2209 nucleotides long. RefSeq names its product katanin p60 subunit A-like 1 (gene katnal1). Gene Ontology annotation, cellular component: microtubule cytoskeleton. The record is from RefSeq and is a predicted model, not a curated record. Gene Ontology annotation, molecular function: ATP binding; ATP hydrolysis activity; microtubule binding. Gene Ontology annotation, biological process: microtubule severing. Lineage: Eukaryota; Metazoa; Chordata; Actinopteri; Syngnathiformes; Syngnathidae.